This is a messenger RNA of Amphimedon queenslandica, 590 nucleotides long. RefSeq lists its product as uncharacterized. NCBI's taxonomy places the organism in Eukaryota, Metazoa, Porifera, Demospongiae, Haplosclerida, Niphatidae. The transcript has 6 exons. The record is from RefSeq and is a predicted model, not a curated record. Bases 1 to 450 code for a protein of 149 amino acids.
AUGGUAACUUCAGGUACUUUACCAGUCACUGCUACAGGAACAUCAACAAUUUGUGCUACUGUGACAACUACUGUUACUGUACUAGUGAAUAAUGGAGGGAAUAUUGCUGUAUGGAUAGUUGGUGUGAUAGUACUAGCAUCACUAUUGGCUGUAUCUAUAAUAGUUAUAUUAAUACUGGUUAUGUUCAUGAAAAGAACUAAUAUUAAUCAAAAGAGAAAAUCAGAUAAUGACAUUGUAAUGGAGUGCAGUCCAGCUUAUGCUACAACUGAAUUUAAAACAAAUACUGCUGAUGAUGUAUCAGUGAAGGAUGGUCCAACAUAUGAUACAGUACAACAAAGUGAACAAACACAAUCAACUGUUGAGCCAGUGUAUGAUACAACUAAUGAUGAAUAUGGGACUUCUCUUCCACCACCUGCUGAAUAUGAAAUACCAACUGUGACUGAUUUAUAACUUAAUCAACUCCUUGCUAGUGUACAAGUUAUUUGUACACUCUUGGCUAGGUCGGUGUACUAUUUUAGUUACAUUAUUUUCUCAAUAUGUGUGAAUGCCUGUAUUAUUAAUUCAUAGUUCUUAUCAGUUUUUGCCAUGUA